ACUCAAUUCAAUAAAAGUCUUCUUAAGAAAAAACAAUAAGUGAAAAGAUGUUCUUCAUUAUAUUUCUUGGAUUCGUGCUAGUGUUACUAUACUUAUACAUCACCCAAAAUUUCGAUUAUUGGAAGAAAAGAGGAAUCCCUUAUCUUGAGCCAAGUUUUCCAUUUGGAAACAUCUUCCCUUUGGUUAGCUUCAAGAAAUCGUACGCAGAUUUAAUGGCGCAAAUCUACAAUUCCUCCAAAGAAUCCAUCGUCGGCUUUUGGAUCUUCAACAUUCCGUUUUUGAUGAUCAGAAGCCCUGAACUUAUCAAAAACAUAUUGGUCAAAGAUUUUGAUCACUUCAACGAGCGCCUUUCAUCCUCCAUUAAAAUCGACCCGUUCUUCAACAAUACUAUAUUUUCUUUGGAAUUUCACGACUGGAAGAAUCUACGGACGAGACUCUCACCAUCAUUCACAACGUUGAAGUUGAAACACUUCAUGCACAUCUUCAAUAAAGCUUCUAACGAAAUGAUCGAAUAUUUGUAUGAAGUUUCUGGAGAUGCAGUGGAUUGCAAGCAGAUUGCCAGUCGAUUAACGGCGAACGUUUUCGCUGGAUGCGGUUUCGGUUAUAACAUAAAUUGCUUCAAAGAUGUUGAUAAUGAUUUUUUCGUUUAUUCACAGAAACUUUUGGCACCGACUGUAACAAAUUUGGUUAGACUUGUUGGUUUUUUCGUUGUACCUGAAAUUGCGGCUUUCUUUAAAAUCACUUUGUUCAAAAAGAGCGAUAUUGAAUUUUACAGGCAUCACUUUUUUAAGGUUCUGAAGGCGCGGGAAGAAUCUGGUAUGAAGAAUAACGAUUUCAUUGAUUGUUACGUCCAAUUGAAGAAGGAAGGAGAUUUGGGCGAUGGUUUUAUUAUGGAUGAUGAUAGCCUAGCGGCUCAAGCCAUACAAUUCUUCAUAGCUGGCUACGAAACUACAAGCUCUUUGAUCUCAUUCACUCUCUACGAAUUAGCCUUGAACGAAGAUAUCCAACAAAACUUAAGGCACGAAAUCGUCGAUGGUUUAGCUGUUGAAGAAGAUGGUAAAUUUAGUUACGAGAAUAUCAUGGAACUAAGCUACUUGAAUAAAGUCAUAUCAGAAUCUAUGAGGAAAUAUCCGUCACUUCCUCUCAUAGACAGAAAGUGCGUAAAGGAUUACCAAAUCCCAGGAACCAAAAUUAUUAUUGAAAAAGGCACAAAAUGCCAAUUUUCUCCUAUCGGAUUACAUUAUGAUCCUGAAUUCUUUCCAAAUCCGGACAUUUUCGAUCCUGAAAGAUUCUCACCUGAAAACGUAAAAACUCGUCCUUCCUGCGUUUACAUGCCUUUUGGACAUGGACCUCACAAUUGCAUAGGACAAAGAUUUGGUUUGUUGACCGCAAAAAUUUGCAUCGCUCAAAUCCUAAAGAACUUCCAGAUUUUACCCACCGAAAGCACACCGAAACGUAUCGAAAUUGACAGCAAAUUGUUUCUGAUCAAACCUAAGGAUGUCUUCUUAAAAUUUGUAAAAUUGUAAUU
Nicrophorus vespilloides is the source of this 1528-nucleotide messenger RNA. RefSeq names its product cytochrome P450 6k1-like. Gene Ontology annotation, molecular function: monooxygenase activity; oxidoreductase activity, acting on paired donors, with incorporation or reduction of molecular oxygen; iron ion binding. The coding region runs from base 48 to 1526 and encodes 492 amino acids. NCBI's taxonomy places the organism in Eukaryota, Metazoa, Arthropoda, Insecta, Coleoptera, Silphidae. The transcript is spliced from 4 exons. The record is from RefSeq and is a predicted model, not a curated record.